GAGCGCAUCGAUCCUUCCAGCAUGCAGUUGCAGCGUCAUUGUGGGCCACUGUUUGAAUGAAGUUUGGAGGCAGACAAAUCUUCCGCAUCACAACUCACAUUCGGCCUUCGGAACUGCCGAGCUUUAAAAAAGACAAGCAAACAGAAAGAUGCCCGUAUUUACAGUGAAUGUGAAAUGGGGAAAGGAGAAGUUUGACGCAGUGGAACUGAACACAGAGGAGCCACCCAUGGUGUUUAAAGCCCAGCUCUUUGCUCUGACAGGAGUUCAGCCAGAGAGACAGAAAGUAAUGGUGAAGGGAGGAACGCUGAAGGAUGACGAGUGGGGAAAUAUCAAGCUGAAGAAUGGGAUGACCCUUCUGAUGAUGGGUUCUGCAGAUGCCCUGCCUGAAGAGCCUGCUGUACGACCAAUGUUCGUAGAGGAUAUGACGGAAGAGCAGCUUGCAUCUGCUAUGGAGUUGCCUUGUGGAUUGACAAAUCUGGGCAACACGUGCUACAUGAAUGCAACAGUGCAGUGUCUGCGCUCUGUGCCUGAGCUCAAAAAUGCUCUCAGGAGGUAUUCUGGUGCCUCACGGUCUUCUGGAGCUAAUGCGCCCUCCCAGUACAUCACAGCAGCUCUGCGUGAUUUGUAUGAGUCCAUGGACAAGACCUCCUCGAGCAUUCCACCCAUCAUUCUGCUACAGUUCCUGCACAUGGCCUUCCCACAGUUUGCAGAGAAAGGAGACCAGGGCCAGUACCUCCAACAGGAUGCCAACGAGUGCUGGGUCCAGAUGAUGCGAGUCCUUCAGCAGAAAUUAGAACCUCUAGAACCAGAGACCCCAGUGGAGGCUGAUGGUGAAAGUGGAGCAGCUGCCUCUACAAAAAAGAAGACCUUAAUCGAUCAAUAUUUUGGUGUUGAAUUUGAUACUACUAUGAAGUGCACUGAGUCAGAGGAAGAAAGUCCAACCAAAGGCACAGAGAGCCAACUGCAGCUCAGCUGCUUCAUCAAUCAGGAAGUCAAAUAUCUCGCCACUGGACUCCGAUUGAGGCUACAGGAGGACAUCACAAAAUUCUCUCCUUCCUUAAAUAGAAAUGCGCUCUAUAUCAAAUCGUCAAAAAUCAACCGUCUCCCGGCGUACCUGGCGAUUCAAAUGGUUCGCUUCUAUUACAAAGAAAAGGAGUCUGUCAAUGCCAAAGUCCUUAAGGAUGUUAAAUUUCCUCUUAUGCUGGACGUCUAUGAGCUGUGUACGGCUGAACUUCAAGAGAAGAUGGUUUCCGUGAGGUCAAAGUUUAAGGAGGUUGAGGACAAGAAACUAGAGGAGCAGCAGCAGCAGCAGAAGAAAGUAAAUCAGAAGGUUGGGGCAUCUAAAGAAACAAAAUAUGAACCUUUCUGUUUUCCUGACGACUUGGGUUCCAACAACAGCGGUUACUAUGAUCUGCAGGCAGUUCUAACGCACCAGGGACGAUCCAGUUCAUCUGGCCACUAUGUUGCCUGGGUUAAAAGGAAAGAAGAUGAAUGGGUAAAGUUUGAUGAUGAUAAGGUCAGUGUUGUAACCCCAGAGGACAUCCUGAAGCUGUCUGGCGGUGGCGAUUGGCAUAUAGCAUACGUCCUUCUGUACGGUCCACGACGUUUGGAAAUACUUGAGUAACAGUGUUUCACAGGAGAAACUUAAAGCAUACAUAAUUGCCAUUUCAAAGCACUGUCUGUAUAGAUGUGCAAUAAAUCCUGAUGUCUUUAAAAAACCUGACCUUAAUAUUUUCUGAACUCAUCAUGCAUCAACACAAGCAGCAUGUCAGUUGAGGGUGUUUCCCCCCAUUCCAUGGAUGAUAGAUUUGAUUGAUGCAGUUGCUGGACUUGAUACUUGUUUGGACUUGCAGUUAUUUUCUAAAUGUUUUCUCUAUGCAUUGUAUAUUUUUUAAGCCUGUGUAAAUGUAUUCAUACUCACUAGACAGUAUCCAACUGCAGUCAUUUUUGGAAAUGUAGAACAUUGGUUUAUUAAAGAUGUUCUUGGCUAAGUUUUUGUCAUUUUCUAUUAAGUAUGAUAUGUGGUCUCUCACCCAAAAAUGUUACAAGGAUACGUUGUGUGAUGCUAGUCUGGUUUGAAUAUCUUUUGAAUGUGGAUUUUGUUACUGAAACAUUGAGGAUGCGCGUUCAUGCACAAAUACCACUCCUAUCGUCAAGCUACAAUGCAACAAAUGCCAUUGUAAACUUUGUCUUGAAAAACCCAAAUACAGUUAUGCA
Molecule: messenger RNA, 2217 nt
Organism: Xyrauchen texanus (razorback sucker)
Lineage: Eukaryota; Metazoa; Chordata; Actinopteri; Cypriniformes; Catostomidae
Gene: usp14
Product: ubiquitin specific peptidase 14 (tRNA-guanine transglycosylase)
Exons: 16
Coding region: 149-1624 (491 amino acids)
Biological process (GO): proteasome-mediated ubiquitin-dependent protein catabolic process; regulation of proteasomal protein catabolic process; protein deubiquitination
Molecular function (GO): cysteine-type deubiquitinase activity; proteasome binding; protein binding
Source: RefSeq, a predicted model, not a curated record